This is a messenger RNA of Esox lucius (northern pike), 4475 nucleotides long. RefSeq names its product zinc finger DHHC-type palmitoyltransferase 22 (gene zdhhc22). Gene Ontology annotation, molecular function: palmitoyltransferase activity. Bases 538 to 1377 code for a protein of 279 amino acids. The transcript has 2 exons. The record is from RefSeq and is a predicted model, not a curated record. Gene Ontology annotation, biological process: protein palmitoylation. Lineage: Eukaryota; Metazoa; Chordata; Actinopteri; Esociformes; Esocidae. Gene Ontology annotation, cellular component: Golgi apparatus.
CUUAAUAUGUGUCUGCGAAAACCGGCCCAUUAUGUAUUAAGACUAAUUUAGUCCUACUCUGUUGGACCACAGAUAUUGCCAUACAAUAUUCUAGUAUUUUGCCAUGAAUGAUUUAAAGGCAACCUUUAAUGCAUAAUUUUUGCUCCACAGAUUUAUUAAGGAAUUCUACGACAGCAAAGCAACCAUGGCUUGUAGCCUGUGAAUCAUAAGCAAUUUCUCAGAUCAGAAAGCAUAUGGGAACUAGGUUGCUGUUGGUGGCACCAACUACCUUUAGAGAUUUGCAAAUCCAGAUUAGUAGGCUACGCCAAUCAUGUUGAACGCUCAAAUAUUAAAUCAGAUUGUUUUCAAUCUUAAUUGUACUAUAUGUUAGCCUGUUAUUAAACACGAUAUCAUAAGUUAGCCCAUUUUCUUCUUACCCGGCAUAUAGCCGUUAACGGAUGAACCGUCCUUUCAGUACUAGUCCCAGAAUCCUUAUGCACAAUACCAUUUGCAUAGUUUGUAAUAACUUGCAUAACGUUUUUCUAUUUCCUCACAGGAAUGAUUAUCAGGAUGUUUAAAUUAAGACUCCUCAACGCUAUCGCACCAGCAUACUUUUUCUCAGCCACAACGGUAACCUUUAUUUUUCAUUUUUACUUUUUUAUCCCAACCAUUUUUCAAAGCCCAGGCAUCUCACUGAGGGCGUCUACUGUGAUUCAUACUGGCGUUUUCCUUUAUCUGAUGCUAAAUGCUUUGGGUAACUAUGUCAUGGCUAUAAAGUACCCCGCGGAGAGCUCACACGAAACCGUGAUACCUGCGUGUUCGGCUGAUUGUUCAGACAAAAUAGACGCGCACUACCUCCUCAACGGUCGCCACUUCUGCAAACUCUGUAAGAAAAUCAUACUCAGGAGGGACCACCAUUGUUUUUUCACGGGAAACUGCAUUGGCAACAAAAACAUGCGAUACUUCAUAAUGUUCUGCAUCUACACAUCUUGCACUUGUUUAUACUCCUUAGUUCUUGGUGUGGCCUUUCUAACUGUGGAAUACAAUAUCUCUUUUGAGAACCCUUUAACUUUUCUGACCCUUCUGCCCCUCUCCACUGGAUACUUCUUCCUAGGAGUUAUUUCAGGUCUGCAGUUAUUCCUGGUGCUGAUGUUGUAUGUGUGGCUGGGCAUCGGCCUGGUGUGUGCUGGGUUCUGCUGUCAGCAGGUGCUGCUGGUGGCGCGUGGGCAGACUUAUUGCCAGAUGAAGCGAGGCCAGCUAGUGGAGAGCCGAAACUCCUGGAAGGACAACCUGAGUGAUGUGUUUGGCUCCCGCUGGGCACUGGGGUUCUUUCUGCCAGUGCAGACAGUGGAGGCCUUUCCAAGAGACAUUGCUGUCCAGCACCACAAACAUGACUGAGGUUCACCAGGUAGAGGACCCUAAUAACAAUCAGUGGUUCCCAUAGGCAUUCCGCUCCCUAGUUUAUCUGGAGGACAGGUUGCCACCGUACAUCCAAUGAAUUGAGGAGAGCCCAGGGUAAACGUGUCCGUGAUAGAUGCCCACCAUUUACAUACAACGAUGCUCUGCGUAGAGAUCAACAACACAUAACUUACUGAUAGCGUUUUUGUUUUUUCAAACAUAGGUCUUCAAUACACUGAAUGUGUACAUAUACAGUACAUUUCUUAAAGGACAUAAGCAAUAGCAAUCUUAGACAUGUUUAAGCAAGUUUAUGGAUUACGGGUGCAAAAAAACAAUCAAGAGAUGUACAAGUACGUACACCAUGUAGUAAUCUGGGAUAACGUCAGAUAAAAAAAAAAAAAAUGUUUCGAAUACACUUAAAAGCUAUUAAGUGCAUCUGUAUGGUUUCUGUGCUUACUGGCAAUACGUGGCUAGAUAGUGAUUUUAUUAGAACAUCCUGAGAUGCUGCUAUACACUGGGAUUAUAUACCAGUUAAACAUUGAGGACAACAGAAGUAUAAAUGACUAUUACAGGUUGUGUGUGAUUGAAGUAUAAUUGAGUAUGUUAAUGUGAUCCAGGUCGACAUGUAUGUGAGGACCUGCUGUCCCCACAAAGAUAGCAACACCUGAAGGGUCAGACCAAGGUUUUGGACAGGUUACCAUUAGGAGUAAUGUUAUUUACAGCUUAGAGACUUGGUUAAGAUAAAAUGCAGAAUUGGACAAUGUUAAAUUAAGGUUUAGGCAUUCCUGUUUGGGAAUAAAGAUUAGACUAUUGAGGUUAUAUUUAGGUUUAUAUUACUGCACCUUUUUUGUCGAAAACAAAGGUUUUGAGUGAGGAGCAGAAGGGUUAAAAUUAAGAGACCACUGCAAAUUUAACACUUCUGUUCCUCACACAAAACUUUGCCGUGGUCUCCUAUUUUUUUUCCAGGAGCUGUACAUUUAGGAUUUAGGUCUAGGGAACAUGGAUUUCUGGGUUUCAGGUCCCAAGGAUAGAAAAACAAGUGUGUAUGUUCGUGUGUAUACAGUCAUGUGAAAAAAUUAGGACACCCCAUUAAAUAUUCAGUUAUUCAUUAAGAAAUUUUCACAUAUCGAUGUGUAAUCUUGUUUUAUUAAUCUCUGGAAAAGAAAGUGAUCUAAUUGCAGGUAAACAGCAAAAAAUAACAUUGUUUUCCUCAUUAAACAAAAGACAUCAACAUAAAUGCAUAUUCUGAGGAAAAAGUUAGGACACCCUACCCCCUAAUACCUAGUGUUACCCCCUAAUACCUAGUGUUACCCCCUUUGGCUGAAAUAACUUCCGUGAGACGCUUCUUGUAACCCUCUACCAGUCUCUGACAUCGGUCUGAGGAAAGUUGGCCCCACUCCUCAAUGCAGAAUGCUUUAACCUGUGUGAUGUUUGAGGGGUUUCUUGCAUGUACAGCCCGUUUCAAGUCACCCCACAGCAUCUCAAUGGGAUUAGGAUCUGGGCUUUGACUGGGCCAUUCCAGGACUCUCCAUUUCUUAGUUUUCAGCCAAUCCUUGGUGGAUUUACUGGUAUGUUUAGGGUCAUUGUCAUGUUUCAGGGUCCAGUUCCGCUCCAGCUUUAAUUUUCUUACAGAUGGUCUCACAUGUUGCUCAAGCACCCUCUGAUACACUGUAGAAUUCAUGAUGGAUUCUAUGAUGGUGAGCAUCCCCAAACCAUGACACUUCCACCUCCAUGCUUCCCAGUUGGUAUGAGGUUCUUUUCCUGGAAUGCUGUAUAUGGUGUGCGCCAAACAUGUCCUCUGUUCUGGUGUCCAAAUAAUUACAUUUUAGACUUAUCUGUCCAAAGAACAUUAUUCCAGCAGUCUUGUUCUUUGUCUACUAUCUCUCUGGCAAACUUCAGUCUGGCCUCAGUGUUUCUCUUGGAGAGUAAAGGUUUCCUCCUUGCACACAUCCUGUGAAGAUUAAAAGUGUGCAGUGCACUCUUUGAUUGUAGAGGCAUGCACUUUCACAUCAACAGUUGCCAGAGCCUGCUGUAGGUCCCGUGAUGACAUUUUAGGGGUUUUGGAGACUUCUUUUAGCAUCUUGCGGUCUGCUCGCGGGGUGAACUUGCUUGGACGACCAGACCUGGGCAUGUUGGCAGUUGUUUUGAAUGUCCUCCACUUGUACACUAUUUUCCGGACAGUGGAAUGGCUGAUUUCAAACUCUGAGAUCUUUUUAAAUCCCUUACCAGACUCAUAAGCUGCAACAAUCUUCCAUCUGAAGGCCUCAGACAGGUCUUUUGAUCCCACCAUGGUGUUCACUCUCACAUCAACAGUCAGGAGCACACCAAACUGAAUGUCUGAGGUUUAAAUUUGGCAAGUCUCCAAAAUGAUGAGUAACAAUGUUCUAACCAUGUGCUCCUGAUGUGAUACACCUGUGUGUGAUUUCAGCCAUUUUAAGUGGGACAAAAUGUGGGGGUGACCUAAUUUAUUCCUCACCAGAAAUAGCUUAUUUUAUUACAUUUUACAUAAAGUUUUAAAAGGUAUUUUCUUCAGUUUUACUUGUUAAGUUAAAUUACUUGAAUCUCUCAGUAUUGUUAAAAUUGAUAUUAAAUAUCCAUAUGUCUAAAUAUGUUAAAACAUUUUCAUAGGGUGUCCUAAUUUUUUCACAUGACUGUAUAUAUAUGUUGGGGUCUUAAUAACCAAAUUGAUUAUCUUUGGUAGAUUCUCUUUUGUGGGUUUGACAUACCAAGGGCUACUGUCGAAAACAAUGUAUAACUCAAAUAUCUGCAUAGCACACCUUGCCCAGGUUACAUAAUAUCAGGAAUACCGAACAUACUCUUGAACUUGAAUGUUUGAAUUGGAAUCAGAAUGAACUACUUCUAGAUAUACUGUGGGGGAACACCAGUUUAAAUCACAUUCUCUUAUAAAGUUACUCUGAAAGCAGGAAAACUGUGUUUUUACUCAUUAAGAGAGUACUUUUUGUUCUAUAGCCAAGUAACACAGGCUAAAAUGAGGUUCCUGUGACAACUAUUGUUUGCAUUGUGUUAUAUACUUACAGUGGGGAGAACAAGUAUUUGAUACAUAAGAAAAGCAGAACUUAAUAUUUGGUACAGAAACC